AUGGGUGACUACGAGCGCAGACGCCAUCACGGCGGCGGUGGCCACAACAACAGAAAGAGAAGGUACAGAGGCCUCUUGCCGAUGACAGACGAUGAUGACAACGAUCACCGACAGCAGCGCCGAAGAAUCGAUUCCGCGCCUCUUCCUGUGAGGGUUCGCCGACAGCUGCUGUCCCUUGCCGAGUCUCCUCUCCGACGAUGGCACGAAGAAGUCCAGAGCAUCGCACACGUAGUCGCUGAUAACACCGAAGACACGGAGCUGCGCGAGAGCUUUAUUAGCCUCGUUCUUCAGCUUGCGCUGGAGCAGCCGCUCAAAACGCCUUUCGUUGCUGGUGUCAUCCUCCUGGUGAACACCCUCAAGCCGGAGAUUGUGGGUGAGAUCCUCGUCAAGCUCAGCGCUGCGACUCAGGAAAAGAUCGAGGCCGGACAAUGGAGAGACGUGAAGCUUUACUUGAAGCUCCUGGCUUGUUUGCAGAGCUCCUUGGACGGCGAGGGAAUUUUCAACGUGUUGGACGAGCUGUUCAAUCGCGCUGUAGACCUGCAGACUGCAAGCUCAGAUGACACAAUUGGCACAGAGCUUGUCAAGAUUAUUCUUUUUACGAUUCCCUACAUUAUGGCUGCUGCGCCCGGACAGUGGCAGCAGAAGGCAGCCGAUCUCAUGGAGAAGACCGACAUCAUCGCCUCCGAACCCCAUGCGCUCCAAGCGCUGAUCGACCCAUACCUUGCGGAGAAAGAUGAGCCAACUGGGUCAAUGAGUGUGAUUGCCCUGCUGCAAAAGCAGCUUCACCAGGAGGCUGCGAAUAACUGGGAACUCUCGUGCCUUCCCAGACCCUGGAAGCUACCGCUGGAGGAGAUUGAAGCCCAAGAAAAGCUUGACAAUGCCACCAAGCACACCUUGCCAGCCAUUACUGUUCCCGAGAAGAUCAUUGCUGGACCUCGACCUUUGUUUCCCGAGGUCUAUUUCUCGGUGUACAGCUCCCAGGAAGUUGGGUCGGUACCUCCUGUCACAGACAUUGCUUCUUCACUGAUUCGCGAUGGUUUGGUUGAUACUAUCAACAUCCUGGACUACAACCGCAAUGUUACUGCUAGGUACUUGAUUGAUCUCGACUGCUACUUUUCCGACACUACCUUCGUCAAGCGAGCCACUCCUUUUGACAGGCUGCGCGACAUAGAGUCUGGCAAGUCGACAUGGAAGCCUGAGGACGUCGCCGUCGACGCUGUCUUCUCACAGCUCUUCCAGCUUCCCACGCCUGAGCAUAAGCUUGUUUACUACCACUCCGUGCUGACCGAGGCUUGCAAGAUUGCGCCGGCCGCGAUUGCGCCCAGUUUGGGCCGUGCGAUUCGACACAUGUACCGCAAUUCCAGCCGACUGGAUCUUGAGCUCUCGCAGAGAUUUGUCGAUUGGUUCUCUCACCACUUGAGCAACUUUGGCUUCACCUGGAAGUGGACAGAGUGGGUCGAUGACGUUUUCUUACCUGACAUCCACCCCAAGAAGGCGUUCAUUAUCGGAGCCUUGGACAAGGAAAUCAGAUUGAGCUUUGCUCAGCGCAUCAAGGGCACUCUGCCUGAGCCGUACCAGCCUCUUAUCGGCCCGGAUAAGGAGAAGGACGUCCCUGACUUCAAGUUCAACGACGAAAGCACCCCUUUCUCGGCCGAGGGACGUGAAAUCGCCUCACUUCUGAGACGCAAAGCUCCAGAUGAAGAGUUCCAGCCUAUCAUUGAGAAGAUUCACUCGCUUGCCAUAGAGCACGACCUGGACCCCUUGGUGACUAGCACCGAUGUCUUCGUCACAGCCGUCUGCUGGGUAGGGUCGAAAUCUCUUAGCCAUGUCCUGGCAUGCAUCGAACGAACCAAGGAUCGGCUCCUUGACGUGGGUGCGGCGUCUGAGGCGGCUAAGGCCCAAAUCAUUACCGCAGUCAUGUCAUACUGGGCUGCCCAGCCUGGUGUGGCUAUUUCCAUCGUGGAGAAGCUUCUCAACUAUUCAAUCUUGUUGCCUCUCUCAGUCAUUGACUGGGCAUUAGUGAGCAGCAACCAUAUCAACGGCCAGUCAUCUGGGGACUCUCUGGCGCAGACCCAUGUCUUCGAGCUUGUGUUUGGAACGGUCGCCAAGGUCACAGGUCGCGUCCGACAGUUGCAGACAGAAGCUGAUGCAGAUGAUGAGGCAAAGGAGAGAGAGGUCAAGGCCAUGCGUGACCUUUUCAAGGCGAUGGAGGAUGCUCUGGUGAGCUGGGCCUCUGGUAGCAAGGACGAGAUGAUGGAGGAGAUGGACGGAGCGGGUCAGCGCGACAGUCUUCUCCGGCGCUGGGGCGAGCGUUGGCUGCGCGUCUUCCGACGUCGGGCGGCCAUUGAAGAGGCCUUUAUCUUGGAGGCUUCGAAAGACCAGACAUCUGGAGGAGAAAGCGCCUCUGUCUAA
This is a messenger RNA of Colletotrichum siamense, 2412 nucleotides long. It is a transcript of the gene cbc1, whose product is annotated as Nuclear cap-binding protein subunit 1. Gene Ontology annotation, molecular function: mRNA binding; RNA cap binding. Gene Ontology annotation, biological process: mRNA export from nucleus; nuclear-transcribed mRNA catabolic process, nonsense-mediated decay. Gene Ontology annotation, cellular component: nuclear cap binding complex; nucleus. The record is from RefSeq and is a predicted model, not a curated record. The transcript is spliced from 4 exons. The coding region runs from base 1 to 2412 and encodes 803 amino acids. NCBI's taxonomy places the organism in Eukaryota, Fungi, Ascomycota, Sordariomycetes, Glomerellales, Glomerellaceae.